GCCCGCCCGCCUCGCACUGAGAUACAGAUCCGCUGUCCCUCUGCACGCAUACACACACACACACACACACACACACACACAUACACACACAGCGGGACUGAGCGGAGCUGUGUGCCCGGAGAGGAGGACUGAUGAUCGUCAGACGAUGGGACGUCACGUGUUUCUGAACAAACUGUGUUAACUGAAAGAAACUGAAAGAGUCUCUGACAGCUGGAGCGGGACAAGUGAACCAGUCAGUCACUGAAGGUUGCUGAAGAGUUCAGAGGUCAGAGGUCAUCAUGCAGAGUAUAAAGUGUGUGGUUGUGGGUGAUGGCGCUGUGGGGAAGACGUGCCUCCUCAUCUCCUACACCACCGGAGCUUUUCCCAAAGAGUACAUCCCCACGGUGUUUGACAACUACAGCAGCCAGGUGACGGUGGACGGCAGGACUAUCAGUCUGAACCUGUGGGACACGGCGGGUCAGGAGGAGUACGACCGGCUGAGGACGCUGUCCUACCCACAGACCAACGUCUUCAUCAUCUGCUUCUCCAUCUCAAGCCCCGCCUCCUACGAGAAUGUUAAACACAAGUGGCAUCCAGAGGUGUCUCACCAUUGUCCCGGCGUCCCCAUCCUCCUGGUCGGCACAAAGAGUGACCUCCGGAAUGACGGCGAGACUCAGAGGAAGCUGAAGGAGCAGAACCAGACCCCUGUCACCCACCAGCAGGGCGCCGCACUUGCUCGUCAGAUCCACGCCCUGCGCUACCUGGAGUGUUCAGCCCUGAACCAGGACGGCAUAAAGGACGUGUUCGCAGAGUCCGUGAGGGCCUACCUCAACCCGCAGCCCGCAGUAACCAAGAAGAUCUGCGUCCUGCUGUAGGAUCUGACCAUCAGCGCACCUUCAGCGGUGCCGAUUCUGUGGCACAACUGCCUGAGAGACUGUUUGGAAAAUCUAUGCUAAAAACAUGUUUUUUUUUUAAUGUUUGGUUAGAAUUUUAUCUUUACAGAAUUAUAAAAGGUAGUUUUGGG
Messenger RNA from Centropristis striata (black sea bass), 1003 nucleotides. RefSeq names its product ras homolog family member Gb (gene rhogb). The record is from RefSeq and is a predicted model, not a curated record. NCBI's taxonomy places the organism in Eukaryota, Metazoa, Chordata, Actinopteri, Perciformes, Serranidae. Gene Ontology annotation, molecular function: GTPase activity; protein kinase binding; GTP binding. The transcript has 5 exons. Gene Ontology annotation, biological process: establishment or maintenance of cell polarity; regulation of cell shape; small GTPase-mediated signal transduction. The coding region runs from base 279 to 854 and encodes 191 amino acids. Gene Ontology annotation, cellular component: cytoplasmic vesicle; cell projection; cytoskeleton.